AUGGAGACAGCAUCUCCUUUCAGAGUCAUCAUAGUCGGAGCUGGCCUGGGGGGCCUAUCAUGCAGCAUCUCCUGCCGACUUCAAGGGUUGAGCGUCUUGGUCCUGGAAAAGGCACCAGCAAUCACCGCCGUUGGUGCUGGCAUUCAAGUUCCCCCCAAUGCAGCCAAGAUAUUGCGAAGCUACGGACUCUUGCCGUUGUUCGAAAAGCCUGCUAUUCAGCUCGAAUGGCAUGACAUGAGGAGGUACCGGGAUGGGCAGCUCCUGGCUUCAAGACCCGUGGGUGAGCACUUUAUCAAGCAGAUGGGCGCACCGUGGAUGGUCAUCCAUCGACAGGACUACCAUGCUAUCUUGCUCGAAGAAACAAAAAAGCUUGGGACGGAGAUCAGGCUGGACGCCAACGUGACAGGCCUCGACUUUGACCGAACAGAGGCAACGCUGUCGACCGGGGAGGUGAUACAGGGCGAUGUCAUCAUUGGAGCUGAUGGGCUCUGGUCAUCCACGCGCGACGCUAUUCUGGGCCACCUCUCGCCACCAGUUGAAACCGGUGAUCUGGCGUAUCGGGCGACUUUCUCCCGGCAGCAAUUGCUGGAACUGAAGGAUCCGCGGGUCGAAGACCUGUGUUCCAAAAAGACAGUGACGUUGUGGAUGGGACCUGAUCGGCAUUGUGUCUUCUAUCCUGUGCGUGGAGGCGCCGAAUUCAACCUUGUGCUUCUUCGACCGGACAAUCUUCCCACUGGUGUCAGAACUGUGAAAGGAGACCUCGACGAAAUGAGAAUGACAUUUGAAGGGUGGGAUGAAAUCCUAAUGAAACUGAUCUCAUGCAUUUCCUCGGUGUUGAAGUGGAAGCUUUGUCAUCACCAAGAGCUUGAGAAAUGGACACGGGGUCACAUUGCAUUGCUGGGUGAUGCGUGCCACCCAACUCUGCCAUAUCAAGCACAAGGGGCAGCAAUGGCGGUGGAGGAUGGGGCAGUGCUUGGAUUCCUGCUGGGACAAGUUACUGCCGUCCUGAAGCUGUAUGAGAAGCUGCGAAAGUCGCGGACCACGAUCAACGUGCUCGGGGCGGUGACCAACAGAAAAUACUUCCACCUCCACGACGGCCCUGAGCAGGAGGAGCGGGAUGCGACCCUGGCGAGUAUCGACUGGGACCAUUGUCAGACAAAGUGGAAAUGGAUAGAUAGUCGAUAUCAAGAAGACCUGUUGGGUUUUGAUGCACUCAAAGACGCACAGGACGCCUUUGGUGAAUGGUGGACAGAACAGGGUACCACCAAGUAG
Messenger RNA from Fonsecaea nubica, 1272 nucleotides. RefSeq lists its product as hypothetical. The transcript has 7 exons. Lineage: Eukaryota; Fungi; Ascomycota; Eurotiomycetes; Chaetothyriales; Herpotrichiellaceae. Gene Ontology annotation, molecular function: monooxygenase activity; FAD binding. Gene Ontology annotation, biological process: secondary metabolite biosynthetic process. The record is from RefSeq and is a predicted model, not a curated record. The coding region runs from base 1 to 1272 and encodes 423 amino acids.